CUCCUUUCUUUCCUCGUCUAAUCUUAGUGUUAUAUCUCUUAUUUUUGUAAUUCCCCUUAGAUCCCUAUGUUAAGAUUCAUCUAAUGCAGAAUGGGAAGCGUCUGAAGAAGAAAAAAACAACAGUGAAGAAAAAGACAUUGAAUCCCUAUUUCAAUGAGUCGUUCAGCUUCGAGAUUCCCUUUGAGCAGAUCCAGGUACACAGUCCACUAUUUUCAAAUAUGUCACUUUGUAAGCAUAAAUUUACACGGCUUUAUCAAUCUUCACACACAGCACUAUUGCCUCUUGUGUUGAUAUUGAACCAUAUCCUCAUUGUACACUCCUUGUCAAGCAUAGAAACAUAGAAACAUAGAAUGUGACGGCAGAUAAGAACCAUUCGGCCCAUUGAGCAUGCCCAUAAAAAAUACCUUUAUGGAGACGCCUUACUAGUAUUAAUUUUUAUGUAAUGUUUUUCUCCUUGCAUAACUGCUGAUUUCAAUCUAUACAAAUAUAUAAGAAUGAAAACAUUUUCUGAAUUUUAUUUUCUAUGUACACUAGGGGUGCACAACCUUUUUAAAGAGUGAAUCAGAUUACUCAAAUUCUAACUUGGAGCCACUGUCCUGUUAUGUCAGUGAGAUGGUUGUGUUUUAAAUGCUCUGUUUCUACAUACAAAUGUAACUUUUGUAUACACACACUGACAUUCCACAUACAUUAAUUCCUGAAUUCAGCCAUGCACACAAAACACAGACCAUCAUCCCAUGGGCGUCCGCAGGGGGGAAGGGGGCAAGGGAAUUUUUCAGCUUGUUCUGCUAUUUUCCGUCUGAGAUUGAAAAUACAGGGCAAUACCGGUGCGUACAGAUCAGGGAAGUGAGGCAUAUUGGGAGAUGGCCUACAGAUCAGGAAGUGAGGCAUAUUGGGGGGAUAGCCCACAGAUCAGGGAAGUGAGGCAUAUUGAGGGGGAGAUAGCCUACAGAUCAGGAAGUGAGGCAUAUUGAGGGGGGAGAUAGCCUACAGAUCAGGAAAGUGAGGCAUAUUGGGGGAUAUAGCCUACAGAUCAGGAAAAGUGAGGCAUAUUGGGGGGAUAUAGCCUACAGAUCAGGAAAAUUAGGCAUAUUGGGGGAUAUAGCCUACAGAUCAGGGAAGUGGCAUAUUGGGGGGGAGAUGGCCUACAGAUCAGGAAGUGAGGCAUAUUGGGGGGAUAGCCUACAGAUCAGGGAAGUGAGGAGCAGGAAGGUAAAGUAAGAGAAGGAGCAGAAAGGAGUAGGAACAGAAAUGAGCAGGAAGGGACAUCAAGGAGCAAAAAGGUAAAGUAGGAGAAGGAGUACAAAGGAACAGAAAUGAGCAGGAAGUGGCAGCAAGCAGCAUGAAGGGUCAGCAAGGGGCAGGAAGGUAAAGCAGCACAAAGGUAAAGUAGAAGGAGCAGAAAGGGCCAGCAAGGAGAUGGAAAGGGCAGGAAGGGACAGAAGGAUCACAAAGGUAAAGUAGGAGAAGGGACAUCAUGGAGAAGAAAGGGUCAGCAAUGAGCAGGAAGGGUCUGCAAGGAGCAGGAAUGGGCAGCAAGGAGCAGGAAGGGUCUGCAAGGAGAAGAAAGGGACAGAGGGAGCACAAAGGUAAAUGAGCAGAAAGAAUCAGAAGGAGCACAAAGGUAAAGUAGGAGAAGGAGCAGAAAAGGGUAGCAAGGAGCAGAAAGGGACAGCAAGGAGCACAAAGGUAAAGUAGGAGAAGGAGCAGAAAGGGUCUGCAAGGAGCAGAAAGGGAUCAGAAAGAGAAAGGAGCAGGAGGACCCAAAAUAAGCAGAAAGUAGCAGAAAGGUAAAGGAGCAGAAGAAGCCAAGGAGGAGAGAAGACAGUGUCAGAAGAAAAAGAAGACUGUGUCAAUUGAAAGAGAAGAAAAGGAGAUUUUAUCAGGAAGGACAAGUGAACUGAACCCUCCAAUUUAUUCUGGACACCACAUCAUAAGGCUUUGGUACCUGGGCCUGGCAGGGAAACUUUGGACCUUCUCAUCUCCCCAGGUAAAAAAAAUAUAUCAGUGUUAAUGUGUUCACUUUUAUUUAUUGAGUGUCAGGACAGAGUGCCGCUGGGUAGGGGUGUUGCUGAUUGGCUCCCUAAUUCAUAAAAUGUUAAACAUUUUUAUGAACCAGGAACUAGAGAUUGGCUUAGAGCGUCAACUGACCACUCUAGCCAAUCUGCAGCACCCAUGCCUGACGUCAAUCUGCACUUCCUGACACUCCGUUUCAGAAGCCAAAUACCACUGAGCGACCUGGAGCUGGUGGAAGCCUUUGGGGUUAAACCAUUUGUGAGCGGUUUCACCCCUUAAAGGAAAGAGCACCCAGGGGCUUCCUGGCAUCAUAGCAUUUUUAUUUAGAUGAAGUUGUUAUUGUGACCAGUAUGUUCCUUUAAUUUGCUUAAAGGAACACUAUAGUGCCAGGAAUACAAACAUGUAUUCCUGACACCAUAGUUGUGAAAUCGCUAUUCACCCUGGCUUUAUGUGAUAAUGACUAUGAUCCUUCCCUUUCAUUACACUGUCAAAAAGGGACCAAGCAUGGAUGUCAUUACAAUUAUGCACCCCCACUGGAAAAAUUCCUGCGGACGCCCAUAUGCACCAUCAUCCCAUAUGCACAGAUAUUCCACAAACAUGCACUCCUGCAUUAACUGAAUGAACACACCCUGCUUUCACAUUCAUAAAAUUGCAUUUUCAAACAAAUAUACAUUUACCUAGUUUCACAAUGUAAAAAAAGGAAGGGAUUUACUAAACAGACAACUGACAGACAGACAACUGUGCUUAAGAAAAGUCAGCUGUUUACUGAGCUCAGCAAGACUUACUGUUUAUAGAUAGAUCCCAAGAUAUCCAUAAAGCUAUGUAGUUUAGAGAAGCACUCGUAAUUCCUCUCCUUUAUUCCUAUAAAAAAAACAUGCUCAUCUCAUGUAAUGGCAAUAUUUUUACAUAGUUACAUAAACUGAAAACAAAACUUGCGUCCAUCAAGUUCAGCCUUUCUCACAUCUGAUUUUGCUGUUGAACCAAAAGAAGGCAAAACCCCCUUUUUUGAAGUGUUUUCCAAUUUUGCAUCAAAGUAGGCAAAAAAAUAUUUCUCAACCACAGGAUGACAGUCAAAACUCUCGGAUUAAGAACCUGUUAUCUCACAAAUUAAAAUGUAUAUCCCUAAAUAAUGUUUUCCAGUAUUAUUCCAGUUGCUAUUUAAACAUCUGUACAGACUCUGAUAAAACCAACACUUCGGGCAGAGAAUUCCAUAUCGUUAUUGUUCUUACUUGUCUUAGACUAAGUCUAAUUUCUUCCAAUCUAAAAGGAUGACCUUAUGUCCAAUGUACAGUCCUGUUUAUGAAUAGGUUUCCAAAAAAAUUGGUUUGUAUUGGCCCCGCAUAUAUUUGUAUAAUGUUAUUACAACCCCACAAGCCCCUCAUUAUGUACAUCAAUGUCUUACUGGCCUUAGCAACUGCUGAUUCAUGUUCCACAUUUUUUAUGUAUGGUUAUAUUUUUGUAUUUUAUUAUUUAUUUUUGAGCAAAUAAAAGGAACCCCCUAUCAUAAUAUAACUACCUGUUACAUAUAUCAGUUAGUGUCAGCGAGUAUUAGCUAGUGUCAUUCCAGAAAUAAAGGCCUCUGGGUUUUCCCAGCUAGGCCUCUGUUCUGUUGCCUAUGGAAAAUAGGCAUUCUGGCAAUAUAUUUCCCUGAUGAUUUGUGUGGACUGGCUUUACUGCUUUCAUGAGGCAGCCACACCCUGAUGCUAUCAGACAAGGAACAAGUGCCCCUCUUCCCCUUCCAUUCAUCUCCAUCUCUCAGUAGUUAUGCAAUUGUGAUUGUGCACCCCUAAAGUACACUUAUUUUCAUUUGUAAUUUAAUAGCAAAGCUUCUUUCAAGUCCACGGUAGAUUUGUUUAUUUUCUGAUGUCAUGUUUUCCAUGUGCACCUUUAUAUCCACACAGUACUCUCUAGCAUACAAAUCUAUGUGCACAACACCAUUUGUUUAGAAUGCAGACUUCUUAUAAAUCAGUAAUUGUUAACAAUCAUUGCAGUAGUCUACAGUAUGUGAGUUAGCUGAAUCUAUUACAGGAAAUUAACAUAGUGAUGAACAUACAGCAAUCUAUAAAACAUUAUGUUUUCUCCUUCAAUAGAAAGUUCAAGUUGUCAUCACUGUCUUGGAUUAUGAUAAACUGGGCAAGAAUGAGGCAAUUGGUAAAAUCUUCGUUGGAUGCAGUGCCACAGGAACCGAGCUCCGACAUUGGUCAGACAUGUUGGCAAAUCCAAGACGUCCAAUUGCACAGUGGCACCCUCUCAAACCUGAAGAAGAGGUCGAUCUCGCACUAGGCAGCAAGAAAUAAGAGGCUCUUCAUGCAUACACCCUUUCCCCUCAGUCCCCCUUUACCUUCACAUUCUGCUGUGCAGACUCAAAUCUACAAGCACUUUCAACUCACCCACACAGCUCUUGCAAUCACAAUAUAAUUAGAAGUAAAGUAGUACACCUUGAUGGCAUAUUGGCUUUUCAAAAUAUUGAUUGGUAUUUUGGGAAACCAAACUAUUGAACUAAAUUAGAGCUGUUUGAGGGAUGAGAUGUUCGAGGAAUGUAUAUUCAAGAACACUUGAAAAUGUCAAGUGUUCUAGAAUAACCUUGAUUUAUACUGUCUUCUCUGAGUGUAUUUUAGAAAAAAAAAAGGUAGAUUUUUCACAGGUCUUCCAAAGAUAACUGGCUUUACUCAAAAAUAGCAAAUAAAUAAAUAAAUAAUAACACAGCCAUUGGUUCCUAAAAGCUUUGUAUUCCUAGAGCCACAUAAACAUCUUUUCUUGGCAAGCUAGUUAGACUUUUAUAUUGGACCAUAAACAGGAUUAUUCAUUAUGUUCUGGAAGGUUCCUUUGAUUUAAUAAUUUCUUGUUGAAAUGUAUUCAGUGUUACUUUUUUAAUAUAGGGAUUCUGCCCACCCCAAAAUGAUAAAGGUCCACAACUCCCUUAAUGUUUUAAAGAAUUUCAAUGCCAGAAAAGUAUAGUGGAAGACUAACAUGAUGAUUGUAGACCAACAACAUUUUGGGAGCUGCAAUUCAAUACUACUUUAAUAUUUUCUGUCAAAUGGCCCUUGAAUGUGACUAUUCUGUAGGAUUAUUCUAUAAUUUUGGAAUGCAUAGUGUGAUUUAUUAAAAUCAGUUGGAGGAUCCCUUUUUGGAUUUUUAGUGUUUUGCAGCUUUUCACAAUCGAUUGUCUUCCAUAUUUGUCCAAAGGACAAACAUGGCAUCACAUGUAUUUUGUGAUGCAAAGCCAAGGACAGGGCAGAUAUGCUCAGUGUCAUCCAGUUCACAAUACAGAUAUUGUGGGUGGAGUUUUACUAGACAUUGAUUAGAUGAAGAGUGGGACAAAUGCUUGGCAGGGUGCUUUUCUAAAAUGUAUGUAUUUGUUGCUGCAUUGUACGCUGCAGUGAGAGAAAAUAUUUUAGAAAUAUGUGUUGACAGAUUUAGGUGCAAAACCUCUACUGGUUUGAUGCACAGGAUCAGCAAGGCCUUUUGUUUGUAGUGAUGAUAUAUGAGGGUUUUUGGAGAAUAAGCAAGCAUCCUUGGGGGAGGCUGUGAGCUUUAAUUACAGAGAGCUCUGGGAUAUGAUAUCAUAUCUACAAAGACCAGUAACUCUUGGCAAGAGGAAAUGGAAGUAAAUCAAAAGGGAAUAUAUGUGCAAUGUAUUAAAUGCUAUGGAAGUUACAGAUUAUGAUGCACUGAAACCAUGUUCUUCCAUAGUGUAGAGUGAAAGUGGUGUGUUGAAAGAAAAGUGCCAGUGUUCACAGUGGGAACAAAACAAUUUUGAUGUCAAUGACUGCAGUGGUUUUUUUUUUUUUUUUCAAUUUGUUUAUUGAAAUUGCAAUACAAAAUAAACAUUACAGUAGGACACAUAACGGCAAUUCUGUCAUGACAGCGGUGAGUGCAAAAUAUACAGAUACAUCAAUUAAGAUGGCUGCAGUGUUUUAUGUUAGGGACCUUUAAAAUAUUUCUUUAGUCUGAUAUGUCUGUUCCCAGCAGUCAGUUAAAUCUGCCUCCUGAAACUUAAAGAUACAUAUAGAAGGGAAUACAUCACCAUGUUUCUUUGUGCAUCUGUUUACAUUUAUGUUUCAAUAAUGAUUGCAGUCAUAAAAAUGAGGCUUGUUAACUAAACAGUAAAGUUGUGCUGAAAGGAAAAAAAUGAUUUGCCAAAUUUAAGGAACACUUCAAGCACUAUAAUCAAUAUAGCCUGCUUAAUGGUUAUUGUGUCAGGGGUGCCUUGGCACUCUCGCAGAGUAAGUAGUCAAACCAGUUAAGAAUGGUUUGACACCUCACCUCGGCCUCACAAGGAGCCUAGAGCAUGAAGCGCUUACCUCCAGUGAGCCUAGCUUGCUCAUUGGCUGAGCGUGUCAGCUUAGUGCUCUUAGCCAAUAGGCACAACCCUGCUUAACCCUGUGGAAGAGUGUCUGGUUCCAGAGGUGGCAAUGGCUAGUGCCUGGUGGGGUUACCACAGCAGGUAACAGGUCAGUUGUCUACUUACUUUGGGAGGACACCAAGGAACGUUCGGCAUUAUGACCACUACUAAGGGUUGUAGUGUUGCUUUAAAGCUUGAAGUGUUGCUUUAAAGCUAUGAAACCAAAGUUUGAAAAAUUCUCCACCACAGCUAUGAUGCCAGCAUAGUUAUUGUAGACUAAAUUUUUAUUUAUUUUUUUAUCAGUUCUUCACAAUAUAGUUUACUGUUGAGCAAAGUGAACAGAGCUGUAAUUAUCUGAGCAUUAGAAUGUUGUGCUAAAAUGUCCUAUGCACAAUAAGUACACCUGAGCCUAGUUCACUUUAACUCUACCUUAAAAUAAAGACACGUGGCAUUAUAGUCCAAUAAAAUACUUAAUUAUAUUAUGAAUAUAUAUUAGUCUAAGUUAUAUAAGAUAGGCCCUUUCAAACAGGGGUACCAGAAAGCAACACUCAAGUGUGUAUUUUGAUAUUUAUACAGGUGCUUUUUUGUAGGUCAGGUGUGACAGUCGAAUUACCUUUUUUCAUUUUUGAUAUGCUUAAAACAUAUGGCCUGAUGUAAAAAAAAAUAUGUCUUGGUCUGCUUAUCUAGCUGCAAAAGUGAUAGCCUAAAAUGUAAAAGCAUGUCCUUGUGUAAUGUUGCAAGAGUGAGCUAUGGAGUCUGAUGAGAGGAAAUAAGAAUUUUCCAAAGAGUUUAAUUGACACUUGCCAUUUUCAAGGACUUUUUAUUGUCAUAGGAAGCAUCAUUACUUGUUCUGCUUUCCAUAAUUCUACUGUUUGUAAGAUUAGUCUUUAUAUUCGUGGUUGAGUGGGUAGUCUGCCAUAUUUGUAAGCAUGGGAGUUCUAAGCCAAAAUAUCUGAUCCUGACUACAAAAGAUUACACAGAAUUUUAAAAUAACGGUCACCUGAAUGUUUCUAACCUCUUUAUAUAAAACAUCAUGUUGGCCAUCACAUAGUGUAACAGAAUUGCAUCGCAAGUGGUAAAUAUUCAGAUACACUGAAUAAUAAUAAUAAAAAAUAAUAAUAUAAUUAUCACAUUAUUUGACCGCAUUCCUUUUAACACUCAUUAGUUUCCAUCUUUGUCCUAGAGUAAAGUGCUAUUAUUUACAAACUUAUACUGAUGCUGUUGACCUUGGAUUGAUGAAGUGAUAAGUGGAUCCUGUGGACACUAGAAAUAUUGCAACUGCAGUACUAAUUAAUGAGUUGCUGAUUACUGAGGAUAUAAUGCCAGUAUCCAUUCAAAAAAAGUAACAUAGGCUGUGCAUAAGCAACUAAUGUUAUUUUGAAACAUUCUUCAACCCUUCAUAAAUACUUUUAUAAAUAAAUAAAAAAGCGCUGAAUGCCAUCUGUGCCCAAAUAAAAUAUAGGUAUAUAAAAAAAGAUUUAUAGUUAUUUGUUACAUGCUGGACAGGUGGAUUGAUUAUGUUAAAGGAUCACUAUAGGGUUAGGAACACAAACAUGUAUAGUGUUUAACUCACCAUAUAGGUGACUUGCCCCCAUAGCCCCCCUAUAAAAGUAUAAAACUCACCUUAUUUCCAGCGCCGCGUGGGUCUAAGGAGUGGCCACUUGGAGGUGUCCCUAGGGGCAAUGUAAACACUGAAAAGGCAGUGUUUACAUGAAAAUGCCAGAAUAACUAAAUUAAGCUGUAGUUGUUCUGGUGACUAUAGUGUCUCUUUAAAAAGUCAAUAGUGAAGUUGUAGAUGGAUAGGUAAAAGAACUGGUUAUGUUAUAUAUGUGAAAAGGAGAUAUUAAGACAUUGUUCCAGGUGGCCCCCAAGUUAUAUUUAGUGCAUAUAUUUGGCUUAGCGGAAGCAAAAAGAGGUGUCAUAGCCAAGAGUUAAUAUGCACAAACUAAAUGAAAUCACCAGAAAGCCACAGGGUGUCUGUGUGCUUACAAAUUUGUGUGUUUGUGUGUGUACCUGACAGGGAGCCGGAGGUGUGCUUGAUAAUCUGUAUAUAAUAUGCAUGAGACAUUUUGUACAUAAUAGCAUGAGGGGAGGAGUGUGUGAUUGUUUGAAUGCAGUGGUGUGAAUCUUCCUCACCUUUAAAGCUCUUCACUAACGCACCAGGUCACCUCUGGCUUUAAGUAUCCACAAAUAAUUGGUUAGAUAUACUAUGCCUAGAAAUGAUCCUCCCCUUGUCAUAGAUGCACUUGUACAUAUUUAUUGUGCAAUAUACUGCACCCAGUCCUUAAAGCCAGAGUAUUGAAGAUGUUUAGAAGUUAGGAUUGCAAGAAUAGGUUUACCUGUUGCCUCUUCCUCUGCAUAAAGGUGAUAUGAAUCUCUUCAACGGUUGUUUAACAUCUUUGCUGACAAUGAAUAUCAAAGCCUUUCAUUGUUUUCUAUGGCAGUGGAGAAAAAAAUUGGAGUAUUAUAAGUUUGAAUACAUUUAUGAGUGGAGUUUGUGUUAAAGUUUUCUUUCUAUUUUCGAAUGUUCGCAUGCUAAAGAGGAAAAUAAAGUACAUAGAUAUAAAUAUAUAUAUAUAUAUAUAUUAUAAAUAGAAAAGGGGUAAUAAAGGGAAGGGUGUAUGUUUACUUUGAUUAUUUUCCCCUUGUGUGUGUCUAGUGUCUUGUAUCCUGCUAAAUGUUUACGGAUUUUUAUCCGGGCAAUAGACUCCACCCCUCACCCUGGCAUGGGGGUGGACUUUUCCUGCGUCUUGUGGCGUCUAAACCCUUUUGCCAUGCUGAGAUAUAAAAGCCAUAAUUCCUGAGAGCUGGGAUCCGAGAGGAUACCCAGACUAAAUAUGCAUGUAAACUGUCUUUGUCUUUAUGUUUUUAGACAGUGGGUGGGGUGGAGCUUAUGGAAAGUUUCUCUUAAUGGAUCUUUGUUUCCUUUCCACCCAACUCUGUGUUCUCUGUUUAAGUUUAUUGUUGUCUUUGUUAUUUUGUAAAAUGUCUCCUUAAUAAAGAAAUCUGAUUUAAUUGUGAGUUUAUCUUGUUAUUGUUGAUUCCUUUCUAAGUAUAUUCCAUGACAUACCAGUCUGAAGGACAAUUAGUCAAGAACAUAAAGUGCCCAGAAACUGUGUGCAUGCUGUGACAAUAGUGAAUGAUCAUGUAAAAUUAG
Messenger RNA from Pelobates cultripes (western spadefoot toad), 9515 nucleotides. NCBI's taxonomy places the organism in Eukaryota, Metazoa, Chordata, Amphibia, Anura, Pelobatidae. The record is from the annotation of a GenBank genome assembly.